UGGAAACCAGAUGCACUGUAUAGCGUAGCGUGAGAUGUGGUGUGAGGAUGACCCUCUCGCUUUACAUUCUGGUGCUCGGUUGCAUUUGCGGGAGGAUAACGCCUUUGCAUCUGAACAAGGAAUGCGUCGCCAAGCGGGAAUGGAGGGCGUCCUGGGACUGGUCCGACACAUCUAUCAGCGUCUGGGUCCCUGAGGACUCUACUGAAUCGCUGAACAUCAGACUGGGCCUCAACGAGCUACACCACGCUGACAUAACCUUCACACGUUCAUCUAUCGUCGCUUCUACCACCAAAGACCUCGCCACAGACGAAUGGGGAAGGAGUGAAAACUGCACACUCGAGGAAGGCUGGCGGAGGGUGAGACUUAGCCUGAAGACUAACUAUGAGCUGCACUUGGGCGACUGCAACGGCACCUCUCCCAUUUCCUUCCCCGGAGACCUUCUGCCGGAAUUCCCGAAGUGGGUUGAAGUGACGGGCAGCAACAUCACCGUCAAUUGCGAAAUGGAUUUACUGGCUUGGAGAGUGUCUCGAACAGCCGUGGCAGUUCCCCUCGACCAUUCGGAAUGGCACCGAUUCAGCCUCUAUUCUGUCCACGAAUUCUCGCCGAGGUUCGUACUGGAGAACCACAGGAUCGAUCUGGGCAUUGGCAAUAGUGGUUUGUCGACAUUGGACCUCAAGCAUAAACUUCCGGCAUUCGUCCAGCACAAUCUUUCUCUGGCGUGUGCACGAAAUGCAAAUUUUUCUUCGUGUGAAUUCACGUUAGGAGACUCCUCAGAGCCUGAGAGGAAGGUAACCUUGGACAAACCGCUUCGCCAUCUAUUGGUCCAGUGUCCUGAUACUGAAUUUUACAUCUUUCUUCACCAACACACUAGCAUCAAAUCCAUCGAGGACAGUCGUAGUGGUGAUUUUCACUUUAGAGCGUUUCGGGCUUCUGACGCUCACAAAUCACAUUGCGAUUCAUCUUAAUGCGUUGAACCCGCUAUAAUCCGUCCCGUCUUGGGAGAAAAAAACUGGUAACAACUCACCCCGAACUCUAGAGUACACCGAUUCGUAAAGUCUAUUUUAAGAAAAAUGGUGUAACACAACAAAAAAAGAAUAUUAUAUGUUAGUUUUAAAACGCAAUAUACAUAAACCUAACUAAGAAACGGCUGAUCAGA
Penaeus monodon (black tiger shrimp) is the source of this 1156-nucleotide messenger RNA. RefSeq lists its product as uncharacterized. The transcript is spliced from 5 exons. The record is from RefSeq and is a predicted model, not a curated record. Lineage: Eukaryota; Metazoa; Arthropoda; Malacostraca; Decapoda; Penaeidae. The coding region runs from base 48 to 965 and encodes 305 amino acids.